This is a messenger RNA of Maudiozyma saulgeensis, 6132 nucleotides long. The record is from the annotation of a GenBank genome assembly. Lineage: Eukaryota; Fungi; Ascomycota; Saccharomycetes; Saccharomycetales; Saccharomycetaceae.
AUGACAAACGAAGCUACAAGAACUCUAAUUCUAAGACAUGGUUCAAUAGAAUACGUUUUAUCUGUUCCAGCUUCUUCCUUUUUCGCUGCUUCUCAAUUAAAGGAUCAAUUUAAAAAAACUUUACCAACUCCAACUGAAAGUUUUGCUGAUGAUGAUGAACCUGCAUCCGCUGCUGAAUUAUUAGGUAAAUUUUUAGCUUAUAUCGCAUCUUUAAUUGAUAUUGAAUCACAAUUUAAAGAUGUUUUAAAGAGUACAAUUAACGAAUUUAAUAGUAAUUUCUUGCUUGGAAAUGAUAUACAUGUUCUGGCAACUGAUUUAUUAAAAGACACAGAAAAAUUUCCAACAACUUUACUAAAAGUUAAACAAUUAAUUAAAAAUUAUAUUUUAGCUAGAUCAGUCGCUAAUUUGCCAUUUGAUAAAAAAUCUAAUGCUACCUUAUUUAAUUCAAAUGAAAAAGAUUUAAAAUUAGUUGCUAUCUUUGGUGGUCAAGGUAACACAGAUGAUUAUUUUCAAGAAUUAGUUGAAAUUUAUGAUACUUAUCGUCCUUUAGUCUCUGACAUUAUUCAAUUUGCAGCUACUACUUUAAAUGAUUUAGUUAAAAAUACUGAAGGUGUUAAAAAAUUAUAUACUCAAGAUUUCGAUUUAAUGCAAUGGUUAACAGAUUCAUCAAAGAUACCUGAUACAGAUUAUUUACUUUCAAUUACUGUUUCAUGUCCUUUAAUUACCGUGAUUCAAUUAUCACAUUAUGCAUUAACAGCAAGAUUAUUAGGUUUCACACCAGGUGAAUUAAGAUCUCAUUUAAGUGGUUCAACAGGUCAUUCUCAAGGUUUAGCAAUUGCUUUAGCCAUUUCUGAGGCUGAUUCUUGGGAUGAUUUCUUUCAAGUUAUGAAAAAAUCUAUCUCUUUAAUGUUUUUCAUUGGUGUUCGUUGUUUUCAAACUUAUCCAAAUACUUCUGUACCACCAACAAUUGUUGAAGAUUCAAAAGAACAUGGUGAAGGUAAUCCAACUCCAAUGUUAUCAAUUACUAAUCUAACACAAGAUAAAGUUCAAGAUUAUGUUGAUAAGACUAAUGCUCAUUUACCAGAAGGUAAACACGUUCACAUUUCAUUAAUUAAUGGUGUUAGAAACUUCGUUGUUUCAGGUCCUCCACAAUCAUUAUAUGGGUUGAAUUUAGCUUUAAGAGCCGCUAAGGCCACCGCUGGUGUUGAACAAGCAAGAAUUCCUUACAGUGAAAGAAAAUUAAAGAUUUCAAAUAGAUUCUUACCUGUUGCAGCUCCUUUCCAUUGUCAAUUAAUGGUUCCAGCUCAUGGUCUAGUCGUUAAGGAUUUAAAGGCUAAUGGUUUAAGUUAUGAUGCUAAUAAGAUUAAGAUUGCAGUUUAUGAUACUUAUAGUGGUGCUGAUUUAAGAGAUUGUAAAGAAAACACUACAGAGAGGAUUGUCGAUUGUAUUAUUAGAUUACCUGUCAUGUGGAUUACCUCAACAAAAUUUGAUGCUACUCAUAUCUUGGAUUUCGGUCCAGGUGGUGCUUCAGGUCUAGGUAUAUUAACUCAUCGUAAUAAAGAAGGUACUGGUGUUCGUAUAAUCAUUGCAGGUGCUUUAGGUGUUAAUACUAAUGAUGAUUAUGGUUUUAAACAAGAAUUGUUCGAUACUACUGCUAAUGGUUUGAAGAGAAACUUAAAUUGGUUAAAGGAAUUCCAUCCAACAUUGAUUAAAAACAAGAACGGUAAAAUCUUCGUUAGUACUAAAUUUUCGAAAUUAUUAGGUAGAGCUCCUCUUUUGGUUCCAGGUAUGACUCCAACUACUGUGUCUCCAGAUUUUGUUGCCGCUACUAUUAAUGCAGGUUAUCAAAUCGAAUUAGCAGGUGGUGGUUAUUUCUCUCCGGAUGGUAUGACAAAGGCAAUUGAUGAUAUUAUUGCACAAAUCAAACCUGGUUCCAGUAUAUCUAUCAACUUGAUCUAUGUUAAUCCAAGAAUGUUACAAUGGGGUAUUCCAUUGAUUAGAGAGUUAAGAUCAAAGGGUUAUCCAAUCCAAGGUUUAACCAUUGGUGCAGGUGUUCCAUCUUUAGAGGUCGCUUCCGAAUAUAUUGAAACCCUAGGUCUAACUCAUUUAGGUUUGAAACCUGGUUCUGUUGACGCUAUUAACCAAGUUAUUACAAUUGCCAAGGCUCAUCCAAAUUUCCCAAUUAUCUUACAAUGGACCGGUGGUAGAGGUGGUGGUCAUCAUUCCUUUGAGGAUUUCCAUGCUCCAAUUCUACAAAUGUACUCCAAGAUUAGAAAACAAUCCAACAUUAUCCUAAUAGCAGGUUCCGGUUUCGGUUCUUCAGAAGAUACAUACCCAUACUUGACUGGUCAAUGGUCUAUUGAUUUCCACUAUCCACCUAUGCCUUUCGAUGGUUUCUUAUUUGGUUCAAAGGUUAUGAUUGCUAAGGAAGCCGAAACUUCUCCAGCUGCUAAACAAGCUAUUGUCGAUUGUGCUGGUGUACCAGAUUCUCAAUGGGAAAACACUUACAAAAAGCCAACUGGUGGUAUUAUUACUGUCCGUUCUGAGAUGGGUGAACCAAUUCAUAAACUUGCUACCAGAUGUGUUAUGUUCUGGAAGGAAUUAGAUGAUACUAUUUUCAAUUUACCAAAGGCUAAAUUACAACCAACCUUGGAUGCUAAGAAAGAUUACAUUAUUCAAAAAUUGAAUGAUGAUACUCAAAAGCCAUGGUUUGCUACUAUCAAUGGCGAAAUUCGUGAUUUGACUUCUAUUACAUACAAGGAAGUUGCUGAAAGAUUAGUUGAAUUAAUGUACAUCAAAUCCAGAAAGUCAUGGAUCGAUGUUACAUUAAGAAACUUUAUGGGUGAUUACUUACGUCGUGUUGAAGAACGUUUCUCAACUGUUAAGACUACUUCUUUGAUUCAAUCUUACUCUAUCUUAGAAGAACCAGAAAAGGCUGUAAAUAUUAUCUUUAAUGCGUUCCCAGAAGCAACUGAACAAUAUAUGGAUGCUCAAGAUGUCGAUUACUUCCUAAAUAUGUGUCAAAAUCCAAUUCAAAAACCAGUUCCAUUCGUUCCAGUUCUUGAUCACAGAUUCGAAUUUUUCUUUAAGAAGGAUUCUCUAUGGCAAUCUGAACACUUGGAAGAUGUUGUUGGUGGUGAUGUUCAAAGAACUUGUAUUCUACAUGGUCCAGUCGCUGCUCAAUUUACUAAGAAGAUGGAUGAACCAAUUAAAGAAAUUAUGGAUGGUAUCCAUGAUGGUCACAUUAAACAUUUAUUAGCUGAUUACUAUAACAACGAUGAAUCAUCUAUCCCAGUUAUUGAAUAUUUCGGUGGUGAAGAUCCAGCUGUUGCUCCAUCUACGGUUAAGGACGUCACUUACAAGGUUUCCGCUAAUACUGAUAAGGAUUCUUGGUUUAAGUCCCUUGCAGGUCCAAAGAAGAACUGGAGAAAUGCUUUCUUUUCUGCACCAAUUUAUGUUCAAAACUCUGAAUACACACAAAAUGCUGCUAAAAAGGUCUUUGAACCUAUUCCAAACAUGGAAGUCAACAUUUCUAAUGCCGAUGACGCUUCAAAAUCUGUUAUUACAUUAUCCGAACCAGUUCAAGGUGAACAAAAGGUGACUGCCAUUUUGAAGUUAAUUAAAGAUGAUUUAAUCCAACUAGAAUUGAUUGAAAAUAGAACUAUGGAUGGUGAACCAGUUGCCUUACAAUUAUUAUACAACUACAAUGCAGACGACGGUUUCGCUCCUAUUUCUGAAGUUAUGACUAGCCGUAAUGAACGUAUUAAGAAGAUGUAUUGGAAACUUUGGAUUGACGAACCAUUUGACUUGAAGUUUAAUCCAAGAGAUGUCAUUAAGGGUUCUGAUUUCACCAUCACCGCAGAAGAUAUAACUGAUUUUACUCGUGCUAUUGGUAACAACUGUGAAGAUUUUGUCCCAAGACAAGGUAGAAAGGUUCGUGCUCCAAUGGAUUUCGCAAUCGUUGUUGGUUGGAGAGCUAUUAUUAAGGCCAUUUUCCCUGAAACAGUUGAUGGUGAUUUAUUAAAAUUGGUCCAUUUAUCUAAUGGUUAUAGAAUGAUUCCUGGUGCUACUCUACUACAAGAAGGCGACUUGAUCUCAACUACUGCUGUUAUUAAAUCUGUUGUUAACCAACCAACAGGUAAGGUUGUUGAAGUUAUUGGUACAUUAAGCAGAGACAGUAAGCCUGUUAUGGAAGUCACUUCUUCUUUCUUCUACAGAGGUAACUAUUCCGAUUUUGAAAACACUUUCCAAAAGGUUACAGACCCAGUUUAUGAAAUGCACAUCAAAUCUCCAAAGGACAUUGCUGUUCUUCGUUCCAAGGAAUGGUUCCAAUUAGAUGAUGAAGAUCGCGAUCUAUUAGGUCAAACUUUAACAUUUGAAACUGAAACACAAGUCACUUUUAAGAACGCUAAUGUGUUUGCUUCUGUUGAAUGUAUUGGUCCAAUUAAAAUGGAAUUACCAACCAAGGAAAUGAUUGAAAUUGGUGUCGUGGACUACCAAGCUGGUGAAUCUUAUGGUAACCCAGUUGUGGAUUUCUUGAAGAGAAACGCUUCUACUCUUGAAAGAAAAAUUAACUUAGAAAAUAUUAUUCCAAUUGCUACAGUUGAAUCUCAAUCUCCAAUUUCUAAUGAACCUUAUGGUAAGAUUUCUGGUGAUUUGAAUCCAAUUCAUGUUUCUCGUCACUUUGCAAAGUAUGCUGAUCUACCAGGUACCAUCACUCAUGGUAUGUACUCUUCUGCUGCUAUCCGUGCUCAAAUUGAAAACUGGGCUGCAGACAGUGUCGCUUCUAGAGUUCGUGGUUACGAAUGUCAAUUUACUAAUAUGGUCUUACCAAAUACACCUUUGAAAACUACUAUCCAACAUGUCGGUAUGAUUAAUGGUCGUAAAUUGAUCAAGUUUGAAACAAAGAAUGAUCAAGAUGUUGUAGUCUUGACAGGUGAAGCUGAAGUUGAACAGCCAAUCUCUACAUUUGUAUUUACUGGUCAAGGUUCCCAAGAGCAAGGUAUGGGUAUGGACUUAUACAACUCCUCUGAUGUAGCCAAAAAUGUCUGGGACAGAGCUGAUGCUUACUUUAAAGAUACUUAUGGUUUCUCUAUUUUAGAGAUCGUCCAAAAAAAUCCAAAGGAACUAACUAUUUAUUUUGGUGGUGAAAAGGGUAGAAAAAUUAGAGCUAACUAUAUUAAGAUGGUAUUUGAAACUAUUAUUGAUGGUGAAGCUAAAUCUGAAAAGAUUUUCAAGGAAAUUACUGAAGAUACCAACUCGUAUACAUUUAGGUCACCAAGUGGUCUAUUGUCCGCUACUCAAUUUACUCAACCUGCCUUGACUUUGAUGGAAAAAGCAGCCUUUGAAGAUUUGAAAUCAAAGGGUUUAAUCCCAGCGGGUGCUGCUUUUGCUGGUCACUCUCUAGGUGAGUAUGCUGCUUUAGCAUCUCUAGCUGAUGUUAUGUCCAUUGAGUCGUUAGUCGAAGUUGUCUUCUACAGAGGUAUGACUAUGCAAGUCGCUGUUCCAAGAGAUGACCAAGGCAGAUCCAAUUAUGGUAUGAUUGCUGUCAACCCAGGUAGAGUUUCUGGUACAUUCACACAAGAUGCUCUACAAUUUGUCGUUGAAAAAGUCGCUGCCAGAACCCAAUGGCUAUUGGAAAUCGUAAACUACAAUGUUGAAAACCAACAAUAUGUUGCUGCUGGUGAUUUGAGAGCUCUGGAUACAUUGACUAAUACAUUGAAUUUCAUUAAGAUGCAAAAGAUUGACAUUAUUAAACUACAGGAAACCAUGUCUCUCGAGGACGUUGAAGGUCAUUUAUUUGAAAUUAUUGACGAGAUUUCUAAGAAAUCUAUUGCUAAACCACAACCAAUUGAACUUGAAAGAGGUUUUGCUUGUAUCCCAUUACGUGGUAUAUCUGUUCCAUUCCACUCAUCUUAUCUAAGAAAUGGUGUUAAGCCAUUCAAGAACUUCAUGAAGGGUUGUAUCUUAAAGGAAAAUGUCAAGGCGGACAGAUUAAUUGGUAAGUACAUUCCAAAUUUGACUGCUAAGCCAUUUGAAAUUACUAAGGAAUACUUCCAAAAUGUUUAUGACUUAACUGGUUCCGAGAAGAUCAGAAAGAUCCUAGACAACUGGGAACAAUAUGAAAAAUAG